Molecule: messenger RNA, 831 nt
Organism: Neoarius graeffei (lesser salmon catfish)
Lineage: Eukaryota; Metazoa; Chordata; Actinopteri; Siluriformes; Ariidae
Gene: nbl1
Product: NBL1, DAN family BMP antagonist
Exons: 4
Coding region: 209-742 (177 amino acids)
Biological process (GO): animal organ morphogenesis
Molecular function (GO): BMP binding; receptor ligand activity
Source: RefSeq, a predicted model, not a curated record
AUCUACCGGAGAGACUCAGAUAGAGUUACCGUUCCUGCCGCCGCACUGCUUUCUCUCUUCACGGGGAGAGUCCGCGCGCUCUUUAUCCUCCACUCCGUUUGAUCUUCCGUCUUCAUCCUCAUCCUCCUCCCCGGCUGGAGCGGCGCGGUGUCCCGCGGGGUCCCGGACUGUGUGCUGCGGCUCGUGCGCGCCUCUGAUCGGUGCAGCGAUGCUGCUGAUUGGCUGUGUCCUGUUGGCUGUGUGUUCAGCGGCGCCACCUGCACACAUCAACCGCCUGGCACUGUUCCCUGAUAAGAGCGCCUGGUGUGAGGCCAAGAACAUCACACAGAUAGUGGGGCACACGGGGUGUGUGUCUCAGUCCAUCCAAAACAGAGCGUGUUUGGGACAGUGUUUCAGUUACAGUGUACCCAACACCUUCCCUCAGUCCACUGAGUCUCUGGUGCACUGUGACUCGUGCAUGCCUGCGCAGACGCAGUGGGAGGUGGUGACUCUGGAGUGUCCCAGCAGCGUGGAGACUCCGCGGGUGGAGAAGUUGGUGGAGAGGAUUCUGCACUGCAGCUGUCAGUCGUGUGGUAAGGAGCUCGGUCAGGAGGGGGCGCUGCUGCAGCUCUACAGCCCCGACAACACACUCGAUCCCGACACACACAGCGCACACACUGACACACACAACUCACACACAUCCACACACGGAGACACACACACGCAAGGCGAGCCCAACACACACACAGCUGAGGGAGGAUGAACACUCACUGACUUUACCUGAACGCGCGCGCGCACACACACACACACACACACACGCUAUAUGUUCACUCAUGUAUAAAUGCACACAUC